AGAGAGAGAGAGAGAGAGAGAGAGAGAGAGAAAUAGAGAGAGACACACACACAUGAUCUGUGUCCCGCCACGCGACGGCUCGUGAGACGUUCGGCAGGUUCUGGACCGGUGGACCGAGCUCGCGCAGCAGCGAGACUUGAGAAAUGGAGGCUAUCUAUGGAGAGAUGGAGGUGGAGAGCUGCUACACGCUGCUUGAACUUCCUACAGCCAAGAAGAAACGGAGGAGCAAAGAUGGUGCAGGAAACUCAGACAAACCCAAGAAGCCCAGAUCAGCGUAUCUGCUCUAUUACUUUGACGUGCGUCAGAACAUGCAACAGGAGAACCCUGAGCUGCCGCAGUCGGAGAUCAACAAAUGCAUCAGCGACAGCUGGAAGAGGCUGAACGUGGCCGAUCGAGGUUAUUAUCUGGAGAGAGCACGCAUGGAGAGAGAUGGUGUGGACCCUAGCAGCCAAUAUGCUGCGUCCUCUCCAGACGUCCCAGGAUUCCGGAAGAUCCUCCCGAGGGCCAAUUAUGUGCUGCUUCCCAAGAGUUCGGUGGGAGGAGAGAGCGGGCAGGUGGAGGUGUGUGUGGACGGUGAGGUUGAGCUGUCUGAGCAGCGACUGGCUAUCGAGGGGCUGUGCGAGAACACCGCUGCGUCUGCACCCCUCCGUGGAAUCCUGUCCCACAAUUCCUGUGCCAUUCAAAAAGCGUCGGGUCUCGGCCGGGACACUCUCAGACCCUCAGCUGCGGCUGUUCAUCUGAAGGGGGAGGAGUGUCGUAUGGUGGGAGGGGCCUGCGGUAACGUUGGCAUAGUGACAGGCAAUGGAACGGAGCCUCCCAUCAGAACAGACGGCACUCAUCUUGUUGCUGUAAUUCCUCAUCAGGAUGUGGUGAAAAAUAAAAUGGUCAGUACUGCAGGUCCAGUGAUGAUGUUCCCACUCGUGAAGUCUGUUAAGGCAGAACCCAAACCCGCCUUUAAACUGCCCAUCAGAUACACACGCAGAGGACGGGGCAACUGCAACACACCUGGCUGUGUGUUCUCAUACGUCACCCGUCACAAACCGCUUCAGUGUCCUGACUGUGGUCAGCAUCUCGGGGGAAAGUGGGUGACACCUUCAAAAAGACCAACAUCAACAAACCCGUGUGACGAUUCCAAGCUUCUCACUGCACAUUCAGCUCAUGUGACAGAAGAUGCAGAAGUGAGUCGGAGUGCUGACGCCACCGACCGACCGGACUCUUCCGUUACUUCCCAGAAACCCUCUGGAGAAGAAGCUCAGGUCAGGAGCUGGUCAGGAGCCGGCCGCAGGAGGAGAGAGAAGACGGUACAUGAGCCUGCUGUCCUAUCAUUGAGUGACGGCCCCAUUCAGGUCCCGCUGAAGGAAAAAGGCAGCAGUGGUGCACAGAAACGCCGUAUAAGAGCCAUUCUUCCAGCGCCCGCUCAGUCCAAUACGGCCGUUCAGUCUGCACUUGUGCAGUGGAUCUCCGUCGGUCCUGAUGAAGUGAAAACAGAUAGAGUGAAAGGAUCCAGGGAGCACAUCGUGGGUCUGAAGCCCAGUACUCUCAAACAGCUGGGACACAUCAUCCCAGAACCGAAAGCCACCAGGACAGUAAGCAGUAACCAGUACAUCAUUACAGACAACGGUGUGAAGAUUCUCUCCAUGCUGCCCAUCAAGAAAACAUCUGGAUCCUCUCUUGAUCUGGGCUUGUCUACGGCGAGAGGAAGGGGUCAUUGUAAGAACCCUGCGUGUGAUUACGUCUAUAAAAACAGACAUAAACCUCAACACUGUCCCACCUGUGGAUGGGAACUGAGCAACAAAUUUGCCAAGAAAACCAGACCUGCGGCGUCAGACGAGGUUGAUGUGGGUUCUGAGGUUCUGAUUGAUCCGUCUCAGUCUCUAAGCGCCGCUCAGAAGGAACUUCAGCGUCAGUCGACAGUGAGCGUGCUCAGAUGCUGUCUGCAGUUCCCAGAGAGUGAGACAGAAGUGCAGGACAUCUUCAACCUGAUACAACAACUCAACACCUCACGAGAAAGUGAAGAGAGAGACAACGGUUGGCCGACCUUCUAUGAACCUGCGGCCACAAGCUGCGCUCUGUGUCAUUACCCGCUGCUUAAAGGAGAGCACAGUUCAGCUGCAGGUUUGGAGGGAUGUUGGUUAUUGACUGACGGAGCGGUUCAGCUGGUCACCCUACAGGUGAAAAUCUGCUCAAAUCUGAAGUGUCUGGCGCUUCAUAGUUUCACAGACCUGCAUCCAGGUUUGUUUAAUGUAGGCAAUCAAUUGCUGGUGACCCUGGAUUUGUUCUUUAAGAUGAGACAUCUGAUCAGACGAGGAGAUGAUCCAGCAGACGCUGCUCUCAGUAUCAUCAGGAACUCACAAACAGAGGGUGUAUUGGGAUCUGAGCACAUGUCUCGUGUUCAGGAACUCUUCUGCAGUGGUUACUGGGCCUUCGAGUGUCUGACGGUUCGAGACUAUAAUGAUAUGAUCUGUGGUGUGUGUGGCAUCGCUCCUAAACUGGAGGUCGCACAACGCAACACCAACAACGUUCUACUGCUCAAGAACGUGGAGUUCACUUGGCCUGAUGUCGAGGUGACGGAUGAGGUGCAGGUCGAUGAGUUCUGGUUGACGAUGGAGCAUGAGGCUUUAGAACAAGCAGCGUUUCCCUGCAGCAUCCCCAUCACUCGCUUCGACGCGUCUAUCAUCGCUCCCUUUAUUCCUCCUCUCAUGAGGAGCGCGACCGUCAUCAACACAGAGAAGGAAAAGAUCUGUUCAGACUCACUCGCCGGUACGCACGUCACACAUCUGAAGUGUGUUGAGCAGAGACAGGCGACACAUCACACGAGUGUCUGUGUUUCAGGGGAUCCUGCGGUUCUGGUGCGUCUGAUCCAUGACGGACUGCUGAGAUCAGAUCAGAUGGAGCAGCACAGCGAGCAGGAGGUCAGGGACCUGCUGGAGAAAUGUGGAUGCCCAGCUGCAGUGGAUGGUUCAAAGGCGCAACUGCUGGCAUCUGUUUCUCUGUUGCACUCGCAAAUACAAAACGGCCUUUGGACGGGACCUGAACCGGAAGCUCACGUGACGGCGGGCAGAAUCAGUCGAGUUUGUCCUCAUCAGGUGGUGUGCAGCUCGAAGUACGUGGUUCGUCGAGAAAGUGCACGAGAUCAUGUUGACCUGUUGCUCUCCACGCGCUUCUGGCCGCCAGUGUAUGUGACCGAUUGUGCUCAGAAGGUGGCGCUGUGUGCUGAUGUCGUCUACCCAGAACUGACCUCUCAGAUGUGGGGAAGGAACCAGGGAUGUUUUUCUGACCCUUCAUCAGCUCCACAGUUUGUGUCCUGCUCAGAACUACAGGAUCAGCUCUACAGUCUGGAUCUGUCCGUUAUCGAAUCAAACCCACAGCUUCACCCCCUCACCAAAUCCACCUCUCGCUGGAUCGUUCGGCCCGACUCCUCACCCGACGCUCACCACGUCAUGACGCUGUGCAAAGAACUGGAAGCCUACGUUGACGUGGUGGGCGAGAUGUGCCAUGAAUCUGAAAAUGAUCCCUCUGAAUACGACAGCGCGUUUGCGGUGGCGUCCGUCCGACGUAAAGCCCUUGUGUUUGAAAAUGCAGCGUAUUACUACCUUUACAACAGGCUGGUUGACUUUCUAAGCAGCAGAGACAUCGUGAACCAGCAGAUCGCAGAGGUCCUGAGCACCUGUCAGCCUGGCGAGGUGGUGAUGAUCAGAGACGCCCUCUACCGACUGGGAGUGGCUCAUAUCAACUCAGAAGAACAGGAGGCUGAAGACGGCGGGAUGUUAGAAGAGGAGAUAAUGCUUCUCUGACCCAGGGAGUGGUUAAAGGAACAUUUCCCCAAAAACAGAAAGAUGAACUCGCUCUUAUGAGUCCAGAGCUUCUGUUCUUUGACAUCUUCAGAGAAACCCAGAAGAAGAUCUGUGGCAGAAAGGUUUUGUUUACUUUAUAUGAGUCUUUUUAAGUCAUAAUGUACUGUGUAAAUGAACAUCACCUCUCAUUCUGAUGUUCUGCCUCACGUCUCAUUCUGUGUUUCCUGAAUGAAUGAUGAUUGAUAAUUAUACAACAUGAAGGUGAAUACAGUUUCUGAAGGUCUCUAACUCUUGGAUCUUUAUCAAAGUGAAACCACUACUGGUGAGAUGUCGACAGUAUUUAUUUGAAUAUUUACACAGUUGUGUUGAAGAGAUCCUGCUUUAUCAUAAAUUAAACACAUGAUGUGUGCAGAAAUCUUUUGUGUGUGUGUGUGAGAGAUAAUUUAUGACUCACCGGUCAUACAUGGCAUAACUUGAUUUCAGUACUAAGCUUUCCUCAUGAAAAUUGCAUUGGUCGCUGUCACGGUUGACAGAAAUAACCCUUAGUCUACUUGUAAUUAACUUCAUUUAUAGAACAUCAUUUUUAGCAGCUUUCAGUGGAAAGUCCUCAGGAAAAACAGGCAGAUAUGUAUAAAUGUAUAGACAUCUGUAACUCCUCAUGAAUAAUGAAGCUUCAAUAUCUCACACACAUCAUUUUAUUCAUGACAUGGAAUGAUUCAGUCAGAGACUUCAUUGAUUCUGUCUUCAUGAGCUUACACAACAUCACAAUAUACAACACAGAAAAGUGUUUAAUCAAUGUAAACAAUGAUAUAAUAUUAUAUCUGACAAACAUAUGGCAGUCUGUGCUUCAAGAAAUAAAAAAUCUAUUACAUGAAAUGACUCUUAAAAUACCUCAGGUUAUGGCAGUACAUGACCAGUCUGUUAGUACAUCAUGUGAAACAGCAAAAAAAAAAGUUUUAACAAAUGUCAUUUAAACAAGCUCACAAAAAAGUGGAAACUAUGAAAAAUAACUUUCUAUUUCAAAUGCUUUUAUAAUGAAAAAGGUUGUUUAGUUAUCAGAAAGUUUUUCAUCUUUGACCUUCUCUCAUCUAAUGAAA
Messenger RNA from Triplophysa dalaica, 4891 nucleotides. It is a transcript of the gene hmgxb3, whose product is annotated as HMG box domain containing 3. The record is from RefSeq and is a predicted model, not a curated record. The transcript is spliced from 20 exons. NCBI's taxonomy places the organism in Eukaryota, Metazoa, Chordata, Actinopteri, Cypriniformes, Nemacheilidae. The coding region runs from base 144 to 3794 and encodes 1216 amino acids.